Messenger RNA from Penicillium nucicola, 2844 nucleotides. Its product is annotated as putative raffinose synthase protein Sip1. The transcript has 2 exons. The coding region runs from base 1 to 2844 and encodes 947 amino acids. NCBI's taxonomy places the organism in Eukaryota, Fungi, Ascomycota, Eurotiomycetes, Eurotiales, Aspergillaceae. The record is from RefSeq and is a predicted model, not a curated record.
AUGUCGGUCAAUACCAGACAGACCUCAUCAUCUCCUCCCGUACAGGAACCGGAACAAGAGACACAAAAGUCCGUGGGAAUAUUUUGUCGCCCAGAUCAAAUUGCCAUGUUCGCAAGAGUAACAUCUUACCCGCCGCUGGGGCAACUGACCAAUAUCCGAAGAUCCGAGGAUGAUGCGGUGAGUAUUGAGUUAUCAUUCGCCCCGAUGUGUCUCGAGCACCAGCUUGCUUCGCUGCUGGAAAAUGAAUGUUGGGAUGCGCAAAUCUGGCAUAACAUUACCAAUUCCGAAUGGACAGCUCUGCCACUGCUAGAAUGUCAGUCUGAACAGACAAGACAAUUGAAUGGUAUUGAUAGCAGCCAUCAUUACCAUCGCCAUGUACGCUCUGCCAAGAUCUCCCUGCCCGGCACAGGAGGUCACGCUCAAUUUACAGUACGUUUUCGAACUAGCCCAGAUGAGGAAUGGCAAUGGGCCAACCAGAAGCAUGCUGUCAGCGAUGGCGAGAUUGUUUACUGCUCAAUGGACUCUGGGCUUUGUCAUUCCGCAGACACGGGUCCCUCCGCUCGAAGUCCUUUGGAGGAGAUUGCCAAAUAUAUCACCAAUUUCUCCGAUAAACUGCAAAUUCAGCCGCGGAGGAGUGAAGCUCCGGGCUCGAAGCUUUGGGAUAUAUCAGGAGGUAUUGAUCCGAGCCAAGAAGGAAAAUCAAACAUUAAAUAUGUGACGCUUGGUACACCAUUAUCAGUGUUGAGAUAUUUUUCCCUUGUUCGGGUAUGGAGUCCAUGGCUGGGCCCUAGACAUGGCACAUCCAAAUUCCGCCUCAAUGAGGAUGUAAUGCUCUGCUCAUUUCUCAGGAGUGAUGGAGCCCAUCUGGUUCUGCUGGCUGUAUCCGGAGUCAAUGAUGUCUUGACGAUCCUUCAAUCUGGUGAUGAUGGCGAAAUUAUCAUCAAAGCAAAAAGUGACAACGAGGGUACAUCGGAAUUCCACAUUUUGGUUGCAGUUGCCGAGGAAUUCGAGAUCGCUAUGUCCGCAGUGAUGUACGAGGCCCGCAAGGUUGUCAAGCCGUUCGCCGAUCCAGCGGAUGCAGAUUUGGAAGAUCAAGUUCCGUUAUCUCCACCCGGUGAUGAUGAGGUUCUCGUGGAGAAAGACCCAAGUGUCCAAUUUCUCGCCCAGUGGUACGAUGGUCUUACAUACUGUACUUGGAAUGCGCUUGGUCAAGAUCUUACAGAACAAAAGAUCUUGAAUGCUUUGGCGGAAUUGAAGUCGAAUGGUAUUCAAAUAGCCAAUCUUAUCAUCGACGAUGGCUGGCAAGCCAAUGACAAUGAGGGCCAGUCUCAAUUCAAGAGGGGCUUGUGUAAUUUUGAAGCCCAUUUGGAAGGUUUCCCAAAAGGAUUGAAACACACAGUGGGAUUAAUUCGCGAUGCCAAUCCCAAAAUCGAGCACAUCGCAGUUUGGCACGCCUUGUUCGGGUAUUGGGGUGGUAUCUCACCAGAAGGCGAUUUAGCCAAAAAAUAUAAGACAAAGGAAGUGAAGAUCAAAGAUCCCACCCCUAAUGGUCCUGUUGAACAGAAUCUCCCCGAUGGCAAGAUUCUUGUCAUCGAUCCCGAUGAUGUACAGACUUUCUACGAUGACUUCUAUAGUUAUCUGGACUCCACAGGUAUAGAUUCAGUCAAGGCUGAUUCACAGUUCUUUAUCGAUCUUCUUGAAGAACCAGAGGACCGCAGACGGUUCAUGACCUCUUACCAAGAUGCAUGGUCAAUUGCCUCUCUCAGACAUUUCAGCACACGUUCAAUCUCAUGCGGAUCAAUGACGCCCCAAAUCAUAUUUCAUUCACAACUUCCUAACAACAAACCCACCAUACCGCUCCGCAACUCAGAUGACUUCUUUCCCGAAAUACCCGCUUCGCACCCAUGGCAUGUAUUCUGCAAUGCACAUAAUUCACUUCUCACUCGAUAUCUGAAUGUAGUCCCAGACUGGGAUAUGUUUCAAACCAGCCAUCCAUAUGCCUCCUUCCACGCUGCCGCAAGAUGUGUAUCAGGUGGACCGAUCUACAUCACCGACCAACCGGGAAAGCAUGACCUGGACUUGCUUAACCAGAUCACGGCGCCAACUGUCAACGACAUCACCAUCAUCUUGCGUCCCAGUGUCAUUGGACGCACUAUUGACACUUACCACGGCUACAAUGAAGGAAACAUUUUGCGAGUAGGGAGUUACACCGGCUGGGCGAGAACCGGAAGUGGAAUAUUGGGUCUGUUCAAUAUUACAUCUAGCGAAGCCUCGACAAUGAUAUCGCUAAUGGACUUCCCCGGAAUCCACGAUGACUCUCAAGGGUACUACAUUGUCCGUGCACACAGCAGUGGAAAAGUAUCCGCUCGCAUGCGACCAAUUGACCAAGACUCCCUGGUCUCAAUCAUUCUAGAUCAAAAGGGAUGGGAGAUUCUGACUGCCUAUCCAACCCAAUCUUUCACGCUGAAGAACCACCAAGGUGGAAAUGGCUCUCUCGAACGAACGACCCAUGUUGCCGUACUUGGCCUGUUGGGCAAGAUGACGGGUGCGGCGGCUGUAGUCAUGUCUGAUAUAUUCAUUGCCGAGAACGGGCGUCUGAGAAUUGACAUCAGACUCAAGGCUCUUGGGGUAAUUGGAAUUUACAUGUCCGAUCUCCCAGAGAGGACUAUCGCUCAGGACUUCAUGGUCAUGAUUCAGGGAAAGCCAAUCCCCAAGAAAACUGUUUGGAAGGAAGGAGGGAAGGAUGUGAAUGUGCUCGCGAUUGAUGUUUUGACUGCUUGGAAAACAAUGAAAUUGGAUAGUGGAUGGAGUAACGAAGUUUUCGUUCAGGUUUUUGUCGGAUGA